This is a messenger RNA of Miscanthus lutarioriparius, 1383 nucleotides long. Lineage: Eukaryota; Viridiplantae; Streptophyta; Magnoliopsida; Poales; Poaceae. The record is from the annotation of a GenBank genome assembly.
AUGAUGAUGGUGGUGGUGGCCAACCAGGCUGCUCCAGUGGAAAAGCAUCACCAGGGGAACAUGGAUCCCCAACUGCUAGCAUUGGCGUCCUCCGGCACUUCCGAGAAACUGCAAGCUCUUCUCAACGGGGAAGACGGUCAAGCCUCUAGCCACGGCAGCGGCAACGAUGGAGGCUUGACUACUCGACGAGCUAGCUCUUAUGGUGACACAGAAGCAAAUGAGUCGAUCCUCGCAGGGAUCACUGCUGAAGGCGACACUGCACUCCAUGUGGUGGCCGCAUGUGGUCAGGGCGAUGACUUCUCUACCCGCCGGUGGUGUUGGUGCCUAACCCGCUCUAAACGCCAUGCAUUGACCACCUAUGGCGACGGUGAUAAUUUCUUGCAGAGUGCUUGCAUCAUCUACGAGAAAGCGAAGCACCUCCUCUUUGUGCAAAACAACAAGGGCGACACCCCUCUCCACUGUGCUGCACGGGCCGGGAAAUCCAAAAUGGUCGCUCGCCUCAUUGAGCUCGCUGAAGGCGAGGAUAGGAUGAAGGAAUUUCUGCGGAAAGAAAACAAGCACAAGGAGACAGCCUUGAACGAGGCUGUUCGUGUUGGGAACAAGGACAUAGUCGACCUGCUGAUGAUGAAGGACUCAGAAUUGGCCAGCUUUCCUGAAGAUGGCAGCGCAUCACCUAUGUACCUAGCCAUUGUGCUCAAACGGGAUGAAAUUGUGAAAACACUAUAUGAUAAGAGUAGUCGUGGAAUGCUUUCCUUCUCCGGACCAAAUGGACAGAACGCAUUGCAUGCUGCCGUUCUCCGAUACCGAACCCGAGAUCUUGCGAAGUUGUUAAAAUGGAAUGAAACACACCUCUGCCUGCAAAAUAAGGACCUUGCCACACAAAGGGAUGAAAAUGGGAGUACGCCACUUCACUUUGCCGCAGCUAUAAAGUUUCUAUUUAGGCCAUCAAGAAUUUGUCGGCAAGUAUUGGAAGCUAAUGCAGAUGCCCUGUAUCAACCAGACCAUGCCGGAUUUUUCCCCAUUCACGUUGCUGCCUCUGUAGGUGCUUUCAGGAACGUUGACAUGUUUAUUAAAAAAUGUCCUGGUAGCGCCGGUCUGCGUGAUGCUAAGGGAAGGACAUUUCUUCAUGUUGCUGUUGACAAAAAGAGUGUGAGCAUAAUCAGUGGUGCCUGCAGAAAUCUAUCACUAUCAUGGAUUAUGAAUAUGGUAGACAAUGAUGGAAAUACUGCACUUCACCUUGCUGUCAAGGCUGAGAGUAUUCACAUGUUUUCUCGUCUAUUGGAGAACCCACAAGUAAACUUGAAUUUACCGAACAAUAGAUGGGAGACUCCAUUGGAUACAGCCCAAUAUAAGCUUAUGCCCAAAGGAGCAUUUUUUUUUUGA